UUUUAUUACAAAUGAGUAAGUGAUCAAUGUUCUAAUAGGUCCUCUAAACAGCUGAGGGUAUGAUUGUGGAAACUUCAUUGCUUCUUUUAAUUUUGCACCAAGUUUUUCUGUUUCUUCUGAUCGCUCUUAACUUUACUUUGCAGUUGGAAAAGAUGCCUAUCGAUGACAUUAAGAAAGAGCUUAAAUCCGCUGAGUUGUCGGACGUGGCAAUUGAAAAGAUAUUGCAAGUCCUCUCUGUGAAGUCAUUGGAAAAAUUGGAAGAGAAGCUUGGGACGGCUACCGAAGCACUUGCUGAUUUGAAGCAACUAUUUUCAUUGGCUGAGAAGUAUGGCUAUUCUGAGUGGAUUCAGUUUGAUGCAUCAAUUGUGCGCGGACUAGCCUAUUAUACCGGCAUCGUUUUUGAGGGAUUUGAUAGAGGAGGGAAAUUGCGAGCUAUAUGUGGUGGUGGGCGAUAUGAUAGCUUGCUCUCUACUUUUGGAGGAGAUGAUCUUCCGGCUUGUGGCUUUGGAUUCGGUGAUGCAGUCAUAGUUGAGCUUCUAAAGGAGAAGGGGCUCUUGCCAGAAUUGAGUAUAAAAGUAGACGACGUCGUUUGCUCUCUAGACCCCAAUCUCCAAGGCACCGCUUCUUCUGUUGCAACCAUACUUCGGGAAAAAGGGCAGACCGUCGAUCUGGUUUUGGAAAACAAACCGCUUAAAUGGGUGUUCAAAAGGGCUGCCCGGAUGAAUGCGGGCAGGCUGAUCUUAGUUGGGAGUGAUGAGUGGCAAAGAGGGAUGGUGUGUGUUAAGAUUCUUUCUUCUGGUGAGCAAUAUGAGGUCAAAGUGGAUGAACUUCAGUAGCAAGGAUCUGAAUGAUAUGAUGCACUGUAUAUCAUUAUUUUUAUUUUUUGCUGAGUCCCUGCAUUGUUUUUUUUAAAAUAAAAAACAUGCACAAGUUUUUCUUCUUUUUUUCCCUACUGCUAACUUUUCUGAUUAUACCUUGAUGACCUAUUAUUUGAAAGAAAAGAAGCUUGAAAUGUAUACCCAUGCAUUUUAUUUGUGUAAAUGAUUCUUAGUACAAAUGAAGUGAUUAAGUUUAU
Molecule: messenger RNA, 1075 nt
Organism: Cuscuta campestris
Lineage: Eukaryota; Viridiplantae; Streptophyta; Magnoliopsida; Solanales; Convolvulaceae
Source: the annotation of a GenBank genome assembly